AUGGCAGGCCUGCUCUAUCGCCGCGUGGCCCUCGCGGCGCUGGACGCGGGCACAGCCCUCAACGACGAGCCCGCGCUCGCCGCGCUCGCCGCCGCGCUGCCGCCGCCGGCGCCCGCCGACGCUGCGCGCCUGCGGGGCGAGGGCGUCGGCCAGGCGGCGUCCCAGGUGUCUGCGCUGCCGCGCGUGAGGGCGGCGCUGCUGGAAGCGCAGAGGGACUUUGCGCGGCGGCCGCCGGCACCGUUCAAAGGCGCCGUCCUGGACGGCCGGGACGUCGGCACUGUGGUGUGCCCCGACGCGGACGCCAAGCUCUUUGUGACGGCCAGCCUCGAGGUGCGCGCGCGGCGGCGCCUGGCAGAGCUUGUGGAGGUGGAGAGCAUGCAGCAGCAGCAGCAGCAGCAGCAGCAGCAGCAGCAGCAGCAGCAGCAGCAGCAGCAGCAGGAGGGAGGAGGGACGGCCGCGGCGGCGGCGACCCCGACCGCGGGCGGCGCCGGCGCAGGCGCCAGCGCGCCGCCUACGUAUGAGCAGGUCUUGUCAGCGAUGCGCGAGCGCGACGCCCGCGACGCGGCACGCGCUGCGGCGCCGCUGCGGCCGGCAGGGGACGCGUUGGUGCUGGAUACCACCGACCUCACCAUAGAGGGCGCCCUCGCGGCUGCCCUGGCGCACGUGGAGCGGCGCGCCAGGGCGGCCGCCGCCGCCGCCAGCAGCGCCGGGCGGGGCUUUUGA
Messenger RNA from Monoraphidium neglectum, 723 nucleotides. Its product is annotated as Cytidylate kinase. The transcript is spliced from 3 exons. NCBI's taxonomy places the organism in Eukaryota, Viridiplantae, Chlorophyta, Chlorophyceae, Sphaeropleales, Selenastraceae. The record is from RefSeq and is a predicted model, not a curated record. Gene Ontology annotation, molecular function: ATP binding. Gene Ontology annotation, biological process: nucleobase-containing compound metabolic process. Bases 1 to 723 code for a protein of 240 amino acids.